GCGGAUUGGCAUUGCUUUGUUCAGUCCACUGUUUCGGCUGGCCUAAUCACACAAUCCAUUCAUCUCUUUCGCAGAUCAGCUCUGCGGUCAAGAGCGUCCUUCUUCUCAAUACAAUGAAUCUUCAAGCUAUUCCUUUCAUUUCUUUUGUCGAAGUCGAAUUAGCACACAAAAUUCCACUCUCACGCUCCAACUUCCAGAUCCAAAAAUGUCAGCUCCUUCGCCGCCAAUCUUCACUUGCUAGAACAGAAAGCCAUCUCCGUUCAGUUGGCAGUCUCUGAACUCUGUUGCAUGUUUGUCUCUGCUAUUUAACUCUCAUCAAAAGUCACGUUUUUGAUUUGCUCAGAGGACCCUUGAUUCAGCAAAGCAAGCUUUCCCUCUUUUUGAGGGAAGACAAAAACAGGCAUGCACAACUCAUAUUUUAGCUCCACGAUAUAUGCAAUUAGGAGUAAACAUUCCUUCUCUUUAUCCUUCAAUGAUUACUCAAACUUGUCGUAUGAAAGAUUUGAUAGGGUCCCAUCACACCGCUCAUCAUUUUGUGGUUGUUGUGAUUGCUGUGCACUCUUCACCUGUAGAGUACCCCUGAACCCUAGUCUUCUAUUUGGGUUGAGACAAUCCACUUUACUUCAAUUAUCGGCGUCAAGAAGGUUGAUUUUGGGUGGUAGAGACCCAUAUUUCUCCCAGCUUGCAGCUUAUGGUCUCCAUAGAGAUUGUUAUGAGUUUGAUUGCUCAUUCAGUGAGAGAAGUGUUCCUAACAGAAGUAAGAGGAGAAUAUAUCAAAGGUGUUUUUGCACAGUUUCGGAGAAAGAGAGUGAAACUAACCAUUCUUUUGGUUCCGAUGAUGCUGAAUCAGUUCUCAACUUACUGAGUGAGGAAGCAGAUGGAAAUUUUACUGGUACGGGUGGAAAGAAUGUAUCUUCAUUUAAGAAGUUGGAUACAGAGAAGAAAAGGAAAAAUGGAAGUAGAGAGAGAAAUCUGAAUUUAGGUAAGCAAGAAGUGAAGAAGGGAAAUCUGAAGCACCCGGAGACCUUGACAGUAGACUUGAAGAAAGAGCACAAAAAGCACAAUGAAGAAAAGAAAGCUGUUGCAAAAGGUGAAUGCCAUGGGAAACGAAGAGAUUUUUCUAGUUGCUCAUCUUAUUAUUCCUUUUCAUCUUCAGGAGAUAUUGGUAGUGAUCUGGAAGUUGAAGAGAAGCAUGAGGAGGACAAAACAUGUCAUGUGGAGGAACAAAUGAGGGAAGAAUUCAACAGGCAAAGAAAUGACUCAGAGAAGCUGGAGGGACUUUCAAACCAGGAAAGAACUACAUUUCGUGCUGAUAUUGAUUGCAGUCUAAGAAAGAAGUCUGAGAAGAAGCUGAUGAAGGUAACAGAAGAGAUAGAGUCAGGGAAAGAACCCCAAGGUAUGCAUCCAAGAGUGUCUAGGAGGCAUGAAUCUGGUUAUGGGAAAGCCACCAUAUCCCACAAGCAAUUUGAAAAUGAGGAUGAUACUUCAUCUUUGAUUAGAAGUUCACAUAAGAAAGGAAGAGAGGACCAUAUUCAAACUGAAAACAGAAGAAGGUAUCAAUCUUCAGAAAUAGGAGAGAAUGGUGGUCCUGAAGCUGAAAAUUCUUCAAAAUUGCAAAACACAUUUGGUGGCAGGGAAGGGAACCUAGAGAUAUCAGGAAAACUCUUCCAGGAAAAAAAUGAUGAACGAAAAAGUUUUGUUGGCUCUAGCGCUAGAAAGGAUGUGCUGAGUAGGAAUUACCAGAAAAACAUUGAAAAGUCAAAAGAAGAUUCAAAAAGUAUGUUGAAUACUAGGAUAAAGAGCCUUGAAGAGGACAAAACUUCAAUUCAUAGUUUGGUUGGGAAUAUGGAGGAGCGUCAAUACCAAAAAGGGGACAAAAUCAUUACACAAGUUGAAGGGAGAAGAAAAUUUCAACUAUCUGAAUUAUCGCCAGUCCAGGAGAGUAAUGUUGAAACUGCCUCCACAUUGAAGUCUAGUAAUAGAAUAAAGAACCAGGAAGAGACGUUAAACUUGUAUUUGGAUGUCAAAGGGAUACAACCCGGAACAGAUACAAGGUCACCUCAUAGUAGGAAACAAUCUGAACUUGUACGCUCUGUUUCAGAAGUUCAUGCCAGUGAUGAAAAGCUAGUUUCAAGAUCUCAAAGAGUUUGUGAUGAGGUAAGGUUGAUAAAAAAUAGUAACUUGACAUCAGUUGUUAACACAAGAGAAAGUUAUUGCCAGACUGAUAAAAGAAUUACGCAGUUCAAUUCAAGCAGCAAGGCCCAUCCACACACAUGCCAAUCAAUCUCAGAUGAAAAUAUCUCAAAAGAAGCUUGCAGCUCUCAAGAAUCAUUGAACUUAGUUUCUGAGGGUAGAAAACAAUAUGUUAUAUUGGUAGAAGGUGGUGAAAGUAGUUCAGAUGCAGUGUUCAUUCCUUCCUCAUCUCAAUUGAUGAGAAGAGGCUUUGCCGGUGAUGAACUCAACCCCAGAACUUCAAUCCCAGAGGUCUGCCCCAAUACUUCAGAAAGUGGCUCAUCUGUCUUGUGUACCAAUUCAGGAGGAAUUCUAGCUUUGCGAUAUGAACCAUGUUCUACAUAUGGAAGUAGUCAGGUUUAUAGUGACCCUUCAAAUAUUAUAGCCCCUGAGGAUGCUCUGGCUUCAGCAUAUCGCUUAGAGGAAUCCUCCAAACAGAUUGUGGAUGAGUUUGUUCAGAAGGCCAGGCAUGAAGUCACAAAUGAGACACAAGAAAUGGAAAUUACUGGAACCAAAUUGUCCACUGAAGAUGAGAAGAAUCAGAUUUACAGUGGGGGGCAGCAGGGUACUCAAAAAGUCUCUAAGUCAAGGGAGCGUGAUUCAAGUCGCUCCUCUGGUUUCUCUGGGGCCAAAGGACCUUCUGAUGAGAUGUGGGAUGAACCAGAAUCAUCUAUUAAGCAAAGUCCACCGGCUGAAGAAGCAGAGGCCAGUCUUGUGACAGAGAACUCAAUUGUCAAGAGAACAGGUAGGACCCUAUGGGGAAUUAUUUCAGAUAUUGUUCGACUAUGGUGGCAUUCACGUGCUGAUGCCUCCACUUCAGCUGCAAGAUCAGGUGAAAGAAACUCAUUAAACAAGUCUGAUAGUGACACAUGGUUUUCUGGCCAGGAGCAUGAAGAAACCAGUAAAAGUAAAGUAACAGAGGAAAGAACAAGCGUGCAAUCACAAGCUACAACUUCUGACCGAUAUCAACCUCAAAAAUCUAAUGUACAAAGUGAGGGAGAUGUGUUUGAAACUUUGAAAUUGAGGGACAAAGGAGAACAUCUCGAGGUUGGUACGUCAUCUUCUCCAAAUGAGGUGGGGAGUGGAUCGACGUCUAUAGGCAUCUCCUUUGCUUCUGGAGAGGAAAAUGCUAGUUGGACUGAAGAUGGAAAGGAUUUGCAAAUCAGUACAUCAGGUGCUGAAACCAUGGAAUCAUCAACAGUUCUACCUGCUAGGCCUCCUUUUGUAGAAGAAAUUGUAAAUACUGGUAGAACUGAGUCUCUGUGGUGGAUGGAGGAUCCCUUUGCUUCAAAACAGACUGAAAUAUCUGUCACAGCGAAAAAGGAUGUGGAAUUGAAGCAAAGGAAACUUCAAAGGAACAAGCCAGUCACAAAAGACAGGUUUGAUGAGUGGGAAGAAGCUUAUAAACUUGAACUUGAGCAACGGAGGAUGGACGAGAUAUUUAUGAGGGAAGCACUCGUGGAAGCCAAGAAAGCUGCUGAUACAUGGGAGGUGCCUGUUGGUGCUGUCCUUGUGCGGGAUGGGAAGAUUAUUUCCCGGGGAUGCAACUUGGUGGAAGAGUUACGAGACUCUACAGCUCAUGCAGAGAUGAUUUGUAUAAGGGAAGCUUCGAAUCUUCUGCGGACAUGGAGACUUGCAGGCACUACACUUUAUGUUACGCUUGAACCCUGUCCAAUGUGUGCUGGUGCCAUUCUUCAGGCAAGAAUUGAUACUCUUGUAUGGGGAGCUCCUAAUAAGCUUCUUGGUGCUGAUGGUAGCUGGGUUAGUCUUUUUCCUGAUGGAGGAGAAAAUGGAUCAGAAACAAAAGAAAAGCCACCUGCCCCAGUUCAUCCUUUUCAUCCAAAAAUGAACAUAAGAAGAGGAGUGUUGGCCUCAGAAUGUGCAGAAGUGAUGCAGCAAUUCUUUCAGCUGAGAAGGAAAAAGAAGAGAGAACCAUCGCCACCUCAAUCAAGCCAAUCAUCUCGCCUUCCUACUUCUCACCAUCAUCCAUCCAAACUUCUCCACAAAAUGCAUGGCAUUUUCCACAUGAUGUUUUGCUUGUAAGAUCAGAUAUGCAUAAAUAUAUGUAUAUAUAUAUUAUACACUCCUUCCAUUCCUGUUUGGCAUCUCAAUAAAUUGUUCAAGCAUGGUAUGAGAUCAUAGUGAAAAGUGAUGUAUCCAGGAUCUCAUUAAUUCUAGUCGUUGUAACCUCACUCCCACCUUGUUUUUCAAUUACAGGGAAGAUGAUUCUGGAACUGUGUAGAAAUAUUUAAGGGUUGAUGAUACUUUAAAGUCACAUUAGUGCCUUAGAACAUCAGAGAUUAACGGAAUGAUAGAGACAGAGUACUGACAUAUAGGUCAAAUGUAGAAAUGGUAGGUAAGAUAUUGUUUUCAAUAAUGUAACCUUACUUUAAUUCCAUUUUUCUUAUGUCA
Messenger RNA from Prosopis cineraria, 4644 nucleotides. Its product is annotated as tRNA(adenine(34)) deaminase, chloroplastic. The record is from RefSeq and is a predicted model, not a curated record. Gene Ontology annotation, biological process: tRNA wobble adenosine to inosine editing. Gene Ontology annotation, cellular component: chloroplast. Lineage: Eukaryota; Viridiplantae; Streptophyta; Magnoliopsida; Fabales; Fabaceae. Gene Ontology annotation, molecular function: tRNA-specific adenosine deaminase activity.